AUGGACCAAUCCCCAACCAAGAUGAGCACACUCUCAGGAGCGCACACAAUCGGGCUGGCGCACUGUGGUGCAUUCACCAGCAGGAUCUACAACUCCAGCUCGGGCACGGGCGUGGACCCGAUGCUGGGCCCGACGUACGCGGUGGAAGUGCCCAACGUUGACGAUCGACGAGGAGGUACUGAUGGACCCGUCGAGCUGCUUGGGGUUCGACAACAGCUACUACCAGGGCGUCCUGAGGAACUAGGGAUGUUCACGUCGGACCAGUUGCUGCUGACGUCCCCAUUUUCGGCAGGGAAGGAGAAUCUGUUUGCAAGAAACUCGGCCAUCUUCCAGAGCAGCUUCUCGGCGGCGAUGGUGAAGAUGGGCAACAUCGACAUCCUAACGGGGUUCAACGGAGAGAUACGUAAAAACUAUAGAGUGGUCAACUGA
Messenger RNA from Zingiber officinale, 429 nucleotides. RefSeq names its product peroxidase 45-like. NCBI's taxonomy places the organism in Eukaryota, Viridiplantae, Streptophyta, Magnoliopsida, Zingiberales, Zingiberaceae. The record is from RefSeq and is a predicted model, not a curated record. Bases 1 to 429 code for a protein of 142 amino acids. The transcript has a single exon. Gene Ontology annotation, biological process: response to oxidative stress. Gene Ontology annotation, molecular function: peroxidase activity; heme binding.